AUGCUCCCCUGUGCGCGGCGUAUCGAAGCAUCGCCUGUAUCGGAGCGCGUCGCGUGCCAGCCGCCGCGGCAGUCGGCCCGCGCCUCCCGCCAGCCUCUGCGACCGCCAUCACCAAGCGUGCCCCGACCGAAACCUUACCGCGGCAUAUCUAGAAAAUGUUUACAGGAAGCUCCGCGAAGAGCUUUCCGCGCGCAACACAGCUGUACAAGUAGCAGUCGAGUGAAAAUGAAUGGCCCAAGAUCUGAUGCGUCCACUUCAACGGAUGACCUAAAGGACCGUCCCCUGUGCCUGUUCUACUUCACGCACCCUUUCGGCGUGCUGUCCCCGGAGCCGCCCACCGUGGCCGCGGCGCCCGCGCACGUGGCGCGCGCCUUCCUCAACAUGGAGCCCGUGUCACCGCUGCACUUCUGGUCCUCCACCGCCGACUCCUACGACACCAACACCACCGCGUCCUCCGACAAGCUCAGCUUCGACCUCGGCAACGCCAGGGUCCACAAGAACCCGGUCAAUCUCGUCAGCGUCGCGAAAACGCGCAAGUGCACCAUCGAUCUAGGAAUACCACGAGACACGAUUUCCUCCUCGCUGCUGUCCAGCGACAUUUGGUUCAGCUCGGGCUCGAGCUCCAGGAGCUACGAGUACGCGCGGCGCCUGGUCCCGUACAACAGGAUCCUGCCGCCUCUGCAGCUCCCGGCGCCGCAGGACACGUCCACGGCCGACAGCUCCGACGACCUGUGGCCGAUCAAGUGCAUGAACCCCGCGAGGUUCUCGCUCCCGCCGAUAAAAAUGCCUAAAGCAAAAGUGACCAAAACGAAAACAAUAGUGAACAGAGUGAUGGAUGAAGUAUCUAGUGUUGAAAGUGUCUGUCUAAAAGAGGUGAAGUGCAGAAAAAUAGUGGGUGUGAAGAAACACAAAAAGCGGACACACGCGGCGCAGCUGAGUGGCGUGCGGCGCAUGCUCACGCGCCUCAUGCGGCGUGCUGUUAAAGUGGGGCGUAAAGUGUUUUAUGUCGAGCACGUGAAAAAUAAACAUAGGUGUCGUAGGAGUGAUCGGUGA
Molecule: messenger RNA, 1053 nt
Organism: Ostrinia nubilalis (European corn borer)
Lineage: Eukaryota; Metazoa; Arthropoda; Insecta; Lepidoptera; Crambidae
Exons: 3
Coding region: 1-1053 (350 amino acids)
Source: RefSeq, a predicted model, not a curated record